Messenger RNA from Amoebophrya sp. A25, 761 nucleotides. Lineage: Eukaryota; Dinophyceae; Syndiniales; Amoebophryaceae. The record is from the annotation of a GenBank genome assembly.
AGUGGCCUGGCGACUCCAACAACGUGCAGAACAACGCCUCAGGAGCCUUCGGUGGAUCAGCCGUAGGAGAUCACGACGCCGAUCGGCAGCGCGUUUUUCAGGUGACAUUUUCGCAGUCUUCGCUGAUACUUAGGGCCAGUGUAUCACUUUCCCGUGGUGUGGACUAUGCUGAGGGGGUUCCCCUUGGAAGUCAAGGCGAAAGUAACGGGGAACAAAAGGGCAACCCAUUCAGCCACGGAUAGUGAAAAAUUAGCGUUAAGAUACGUACGCAUCAAUUCCACAACGAAACACGAAUCACGCAUGCCGUUACAACCAAGAAGGAAGAUACGCAAUGGCACAUAUUCUUGCAGUACGGAAACUUAGACGAACUGCGCAAUGUGCUACAGCAACUUUCGGGUACCGCUACUGGGAGAGGACAAGUUAUGCGGCCUAUAAUGUUGACAAGCUAGCGCGCUAGUAAAAAAUCAUAUAAUUCUGAUUAAGUUCUUCUUCUUGCACGUGCAGGCGCUGCCUCAGCGGCAUCUUGUCGUGGAUAGGAAGAUCGAUGUUCGUCUACCCAUUUACUUCCUGGACAUGUAGUACAAUUGUGCUCAAAUCCUUCUAAUUUCCUAAGUAGAGUAGAGGGUGCUAGCGCGGCGGCCAGCGGAGCACUGCAGCAACAGAAGCUUGUCGCAUCCUUAUACAAGGAUGUGGCGUUCGAUAUCUCAAGGCUAGAUCAUCGUGAGCGUCAACAACUUCUCUUGCCGACGCGUGGUGUCUGG